AUGGCUAGGUUUGUAGUAGAGGUGUUUUUUGUCCUUGUUUUCUCCGCCACCAAUGCGGCGCAUGAGGAGGUCAUUGAUGUGAUUCUAGCCAGCCUCGCCAAAAGCGCAUCGUUCCUGGAGCAAGAGCACGGUAACAUCAACCUAGACGGAGUGGUCGGGUACAUCAUCCUGCAGGCGGAGUUGAAGGAAGCAGUGAGAACUUGGCCCCACACUGACCCUCUGAGCUGGUCUCAGCGCACCGCUACGGUCACCCUGGUCAAGAGGUUGGACCAGAGCCUGGCUAAGGCUGUCACUGAGCUGGAGAAGACUGACCCCAAAUACUACAGAGAGUUUGAGCCUCUGUUGAUCUGGACCUUCUGGUCAGUACCUCAUGAGUGGAGCUCCACAGAUCCCUCUCUGGCCUACUCCUCCGGUCGUACCAUGGAGUGUUACGAUGAGACACAGAGCGACAAGUGUAUGACCCUGCUUCUGGGAACAUGGAAGAACAACGGGACUCCUUGCAUCGUGACCAAGUCAUGUCGUGAUACAAUGACGAGGUUUGGAUGUCCUAACUACUCCCUCUCUCACCAGCUGCUCUACUUCAUGCUGGGAGCCAAUAGAGGUUGUUCUGCCAUGUUGAAGGGGGACAUGCGUACGGCGCGUGCUAACCUAACAGAGAGACAGUACCAGGGGAUAUUCUGCUCCAACAUGCUGAAGGGAAACAUGGACAUCAUACAGAAGGACUUCACCGGGGAGACCCAGGACAUCUUCAUCGAAAACAUACUGCUGUGUGGAUUGGCUGGUUUCUCUGACUUUCUCAAAGUUGAUUGGCUGCAGCACAUUCUGAGGCUGCAGGAUCAGGAAGUGGGAUGUUUUACACAGCCCCACAGAAGAGUGAAGAGGAGAGAGAGAAUGUUGAAGGAUGGCUGUUCCAGUCACAUAACAGGCGUGUCAGUGAGCGCUCUGGGAGGAUACCUCAACUACUACCUGACAGAGCAGGACAUCACCAAGAGACCACUCACCUGAAUGUGAACCACCCUUCACCUGGACGUGAACCACCCUUCACCUGGACGUGAACCACUCUUCACCUGGACGUGUGACCCUUCACCUGGAUGUGAACCACCCUUCACCUGGAUGUGAACCACCCUUCACCUGAACGUGAACCACCCUUCACCUGGAUAUGUGACCCUUCACCUGGAUGUGUGACCCUUCACCUGGAUGUGUGACCCUUCACCUGGAUGUGUGACCCCUCACCUGGAUGUGUGACCCUUCACCUGUGUCCUAAAUAGCACCUUAUUCUUUACUUAUAGCACUACUUCUGACCAGGGCAAACCCGUAGGGCUCUGGUGAAAAGUAGUGCACUGUGUCGGGCAGUGUGUGUCCAUCCUCUCCUGGGGACCCCCAGCCGUUCCAUGGUUUUCAUCUA
Messenger RNA from Salvelinus namaycush (lake trout), 1405 nucleotides. Its product is annotated as UPF0764 protein C16orf89 homolog. The record is from RefSeq and is a predicted model, not a curated record. Lineage: Eukaryota; Metazoa; Chordata; Actinopteri; Salmoniformes; Salmonidae. Gene Ontology annotation, cellular component: cytosol; membrane. The transcript has 7 exons. The coding region runs from base 1 to 1005 and encodes 334 amino acids.